Daldinia vernicosa is the source of this 1392-nucleotide messenger RNA. RefSeq names its product TAP42-like protein. Gene Ontology annotation, biological process: regulation of dephosphorylation; regulation of signal transduction. The record is from RefSeq and is a predicted model, not a curated record. The coding region runs from base 262 to 1353 and encodes 363 amino acids. Gene Ontology annotation, molecular function: protein phosphatase 2A binding. The transcript has a single exon. NCBI's taxonomy places the organism in Eukaryota, Fungi, Ascomycota, Sordariomycetes, Xylariales, Hypoxylaceae. Gene Ontology annotation, cellular component: cytosol.
CCUACCUACAUACAGAAUACAUAGAACCCCUGCUUUCACAGCACUGACGUCUUGCUUGCUUUCCCCAGUUCACCAACACUUUGUUUGCGUCUAAUAAAGCUGUGAGUUAUUGAAUAUACCCAUUAAACGGUAAAGGAUCUUCACUUCUAUUCCAUUUAUCGCUGCUAUAUACUUAUUUUUUUUGCUAGGUACCCUGGGUAGAUAAUUUGCAUUUGUCGCCAACUCCCACCCCGUCUUUCAUACCCCGUUGAUGACCUAGUCAUGAUGAGCGAGGAGCCAAGGACCCUAAAGUCUGUCUUCCAGGCUGCCGAGCUGAAGCGGAUAGCUUUGGAAGGCACCUACGAGGCAAACUCACCCACCUAUCACCAGGACCUUGCCGACGCCUUGAAAUUAUAUCAGGAAUGUAUUCAGAUUAUUAAUAAGGCCUCACUAUUUAGUCCCAAUGAAGGGCUUGAGGACAUUGCUACAUCUGACCUCCCUUACCUAUUGGUCAACUAUCGCAUAGCUGAGCUCCUUCAGAAGGUCUCAACACAGUCACCCUCAGAAAGAAAGGCUGUUUUGAAUGCGACCCGGGAAGCGUAUGAAAAGUUUCUACAUCUUCUCGACAACUAUUCGAUAUUAUCCUCAUCGGACAGUAAGCUCUUCGCCGAUUAUAAUGAAGAUCCAUCAGCCUUCUCUACUAUAUCUACCUCAGAUCCGACGGCUCGACGCAACGCCAAAAUUGCCAAUUUCAAAGCAGAAAAGGAGCUUAAGAAGAAGCUAGAGUAUAUGCGAAGCUCUCCACGAUAUCUAGAGGACGGCGGAGAUGAAGAAGCUGUUCGCGAGCUGUAUCUCACGAACGUUGCUUUCUAUACACACAUGACAUUCCAGGGCUUAGAGGGAAUCAAUCGAGAGGCGGAAAUAUUAGCGCAAGCACCAGCCCCUUCAACGUCGCAAGAAGCAACAGGCGAAGAUGACGAGCGGCGGCGUAGAGCAGCGCAUGAUAACGAUGGUUAUUCGGACAGAUUAGACACCCCUCUGAGCACUCUCCUAUCCUCGAGUAAUGGCCCACUUCUCAGUAGAGAGGGAAAGCCUUUAAGGCCAUUCAUGCUCACGUCUAAUCGGGCAGAGCUUCAGAGGGGCGUGUUUCGCCCGGGCCAUAAUCUUCCAACUAUGACUAUUGAUGAGUACCUAGAAGAAGAACGAAGACGAGGGAAUAUCAUUGAAGGUGGCGGAGAAGCUAGCUUUAAUAGGCCUGAACCAGAUGAGGAUAAUAUCGAGAAGGCAGAUGCUGAGACCAUGAAGGCUAGGGAAUGGGAUGAGUUCACAGAGGCCAACCCUAAAGGCAGCGGAAACACCUUGAACAGGGGCUAGGAGGUAGAUAUUAAGAAUAAAGUGAGGGUAUCGUAGUGA